Messenger RNA from Sinocyclocheilus anshuiensis, 1035 nucleotides. RefSeq lists its product as uncharacterized. The transcript has 6 exons. NCBI's taxonomy places the organism in Eukaryota, Metazoa, Chordata, Actinopteri, Cypriniformes, Cyprinidae. The record is from RefSeq and is a predicted model, not a curated record. The coding region runs from base 1 to 1035 and encodes 344 amino acids.
AUGCACAUGUCUUUCUUUAAUCGCCAGGACACAAGACGUUCCUCUUCAGUGAUUUUGAAUGAAAUUGCUGGACCAACGGUACGUCCCAAAACCAUUGUAUCUGAGCAGCACCUCAGACGAUUGAUUGAAAUUGGUCUGACUGUACCUUGCAUUUCAAAACUGCUUGGCAUGUCAACACAAACCAUAGAACGCAGAAUGCAAGAGUUUGGCAAAUCAGUGAAAGGAACAUACAGUCAAUUGACUGACGAAGAGUUAGACAAUCUUGUGGUUGCAAUCAAAACAACAUCACCACACUCAGGCUACAGAAUGAUGAGAGGACACUUGAAAGCUCUUGGUCAUCGAGUCCAGUGGAGCAGAGUCUGCGACUCUAUGAAUAGAGUUGAUUCAGCCGGAGUCCUUGCUAGAAUGUCACAACUUGGACAUGUUGUGAGAAGAUCAUAUUCAGUCCAGGCCCUUCUGUCCGUCAUGCAUUUGGACACCAACCACAAGCUGAUCACAUAUGACUUAGUAAUAUUUGGGGGCAUAGAUGGCUACUCAAAAAGGUUAGACAUGUAUCUGGGGGCUGCAACCAACAACAAAGCAGAGACUGCUCUAGGUUUCUUCCUCGAGGCAGUAGAAAAGCAUGGAGUUCCUUCACGGGUAAGAACAGACCAAGUUGUAGAAAAUGUGGUCAUUGCAAGGUGGAUGUUCACUGAUAAUCAAAGAGACCUAGAUAUUUUCACUGAUGCAUGGAAUGACCAUUCCAUCCGUACAGAGCAAAAUCUUUCCCCCAAUCAGCUGUGGGAAAUAGGACUUGUACAGAAUCCAGUCAAUGUUUCAUGUGACAUGGAGGACCUCAACAUUUUGGUGCAAGAUGGCACUUACCCACUGGAGGAGCAGAACACUGGAGUAGUGGUCCCUCAGGUGGAGAGUCUGCUCUCGGAGUAUGAAAUAGCUCGACUCAGGACAACCAUUAAUCCAGUCUCACAGUCCAGAGACUUUGGCCAAGAUAUUUACUUAUCAGUGUUACAUUUUGUGCAGCUGCUUCUUGAAUAA